UCAUAUUCAGACAAAAGUUACCUAGAUAAGGGGUACUUAUUGGGUAGUCAUAGUACUGUGCCUAUCAACGGUGUAUCAGAAAGCCACUCUUUCCCUGGACUUCCCCCUUUCUCUCUGUUGUUUGUUGCAGCGGAGACAGCCACCAUGCCCACUGAAACACAGAGUGAUGCCCGCUCCUUCCUGAGCGAGGACAUGAUUGCCGAGUUCCAGGCUGCUUUCAACCUGUUCGACAGUGACGGUGGCGGUGACAUCAGCACCAGGGAGUUGGGUCAGGUGAUGAGGAUGUUGGGCCAGAACCCGACCAGAGAGGAGUUGGCCCUGAUCAUCGAGGAGGUCGAUGAGGAUGGUAGCGGCAGCAUCGACUUCGAGGAGUUCUUGGUCAUGAUGGUGAGGCUCCUGAAGGAGGACCAGGCCGGCAAGUCCGAGGAAGAGUUAUCAGAGGUCUUCCGUAUUUUCGACAAAAACGGUGACGGUUUUAUUGACCGUGAGGAGUUAAAUGACAUCUUGGCCGCCACUGGAGAGCCAGUCACAGAGGAGGAAUGUAUCGAGCUAAUGACAGACGCAGACCUAAACAAAGACAACAGGCUUGAUUUUGAUGAAUUUCUGAAAAUGAUGGAGAAUGUACAGUAACAAGACCAACAUUCCUUUGUGACCCUUUCCAUGUGUCACUUCUCCUGCUUGAAGAAAAGAACAACUGUUUCUGAAUGGAAAAAAAAUCUAAUACAAAAAUGAAAGCCACAUUUUCUUUUUGAGUCUUCCCAACUACUUACAGUAAAGAGUCUACCCAAAAACACUACAAAUCAAAUCAAAGUUUAUUGAUGGCGUACACAGAUUUGCAGAUGUUAUUGCAGGUGCAAUGAAAUGCUUGUGUUAAUAUCAGUAAUAUCUAGCAAUACAAUAAAAAAUACAGACUAUACAAAGUUUUUUUUUUAAAUAGAAAUGAAGAAAUAUUUUUAAAAAGUCCAAGUCUAGAAUAUAUACUGAACAAAAAUAUGAACGCAACAUGGAAGGUGUUGGUCCCAUGUUUCAUGAGCUGAAAUAAAAUAUCCCAGAGAUUUUUCAUAUGCACAAAAAGCUUAAUUUCUCUCAGAUUUUGUGCUAAAAUUUGUUUACGUCCCUGUUAGUGAGCAUUUCUCCUCUACCAAGAUAAUCGAUCCACCUGACAGGUGUGGCAUAUCAAGAAUCUGAUUAACGAGCAUGAUCAUUACACAGGGCAGCAGGUAGCGUAGUGGUUAGAGCUUUGAGCCAAUAACCGAAAGGUUGCUGGAUUGAAUCCCUGAGCUGACAAGGUAAAAAACUGUCAUUCUGCCCCUGAACAAGGCAGUUAACCCACUGUUCCUAGAACAGUGGGAUUUGUUCUUAACUGACUUGCAUAGUUAAAUAAACACAACUGCACCUUGUGCUGGGGACAAUAAAAGGCCACUCUGCAAUUGGCAUGCUGACUGCAGGAAUGUCCACCAGAGCUGUUGCCAGAGAAUGUAAUGUUAAUUUCUCUACCAUAAGCCCAGGACCUCCACAUCCAGCUUCUUUCACUGUGGCAUCGUCUGAGACCAGCCAACCGGACAGCUGAGGAAACGGAGGAGUAUUUAUGUCUAUAAGAAAGCCCUUUUGUGGGGGAAAACUCAUUCUGAUUGGCUGUGCCUGGUUCCCCAGUGGGUGAGCCUGGCUCCAAAGUGGGUGGGCCUAUGCCCACCCAUGCCAGCUUCCCUGCCUAAUCAUAUACACAGGGUAUAGAUAUAUAUAUAAAUAUAUAUAUAUAUAUAUAUAGAUAUCGUAAGGAGUCUGCCCAAAACAACUACAGUAAUGAUUCCACCCCAAAACACUACAGUAAAGCUAAAAUAGGGUUUGAGAAAAGACAAUAGCGGAAGGUUAUUUACCCCCUCCUCGAUGCUGCCGAUCUCAGUCAUGUUGACUCUGUGGCUAUAAAUAUACGUCCAACCCUUUUAAGACGAAGGGUCUUUCCGCUCCCCGCAACCUAACACUUCCCACCCAGCUGUCUCUUUACACCUGCUCCCUCUCAAGAAAUGCUACACCCCUCUGGCCCCUCGCCCCUCUGUGUCUCGCCUCGCACCCCUCCCCUCGCCGUCUCUCCCCUCGCCCCUCUCCCCUUUCCUCUCUCCUCUCUGCUUCUCGCCCCUCUCCUCUCCUCUCUGCGUCUCUCCCCUCGCCCCUCUCCUCUCUGUGUCUCGCCUCUCGCACCCCUCCCCUCGCCGUUUCUCCCCUCGCCCCUCUCCUCUCUGCGUCUCCCCCUCCCCCUAUCCUCUCCUCUCCUCUCUGUGUCUCACCCCUCCCACUCUCCUCUCUGCGUCUCGCCCCUCUCCUUCCGUGACUCGCCAACUGGCUCCUCUCCUUUCUGCGUCUCUCCCCUCUUGCAGUCUCAACCCUGUACAGAGUACUUUCAAAAUAAAUCUGCUUUCAUCUUUAA
This is a messenger RNA of Oncorhynchus nerka (sockeye salmon), 2425 nucleotides long. RefSeq names its product troponin C, skeletal muscle-like. The coding region runs from base 145 to 630 and encodes 161 amino acids. Gene Ontology annotation, cellular component: myosin II complex. NCBI's taxonomy places the organism in Eukaryota, Metazoa, Chordata, Actinopteri, Salmoniformes, Salmonidae. The transcript has 6 exons. The record is from RefSeq and is a predicted model, not a curated record. Gene Ontology annotation, molecular function: calcium ion binding.